Messenger RNA from Cercocebus atys (sooty mangabey), 2594 nucleotides. RefSeq names its product solute carrier family 9, subfamily A (NHE7, cation proton antiporter 7), member 7 (gene SLC9A7). Gene Ontology annotation, biological process: proton transmembrane transport; regulation of pH; sodium ion transport. The record is from RefSeq and is a predicted model, not a curated record. NCBI's taxonomy places the organism in Eukaryota, Metazoa, Chordata, Mammalia, Primates, Cercopithecidae. The coding region runs from base 131 to 2320 and encodes 729 amino acids. Gene Ontology annotation, cellular component: recycling endosome; membrane. The transcript has 18 exons. Gene Ontology annotation, molecular function: sodium:proton antiporter activity.
GCCCGGCGCGAGUAGGAGGAGGAGCUGCGGCGGCCGCGGCCACUCCGGCAGGUCCGCGGUACUGCCAGAACCCGCCGACGGCGCGGGCUGCUGGUCCCCGCUGGGAGGAGGCGCGGGCGGCCCCGGGACCAUGGAGUCUGGUGACGCGGCGCGCCCUGGCUCGGGUCGGGCUACCGGGGCGCCGCCGCCGCGGCUGCUGCUGCUGCCGCUGCUGCCGCUGCUGCUGGGUCGGGGGCUGCGAGUCGCGGCCGCGGCCUCGGCCUCCUCCUCUGGGGCGGCGGCUGAGGACAGCAGCGCCAUGGAGGAGCUCGCUACUGAGAAGGAGGCGGAGGAGAGCCACCGGCAAGACAGCGUGAGCCUGCUCACCUUCAUCCUGCUGCUCACGCUCACCAUCCUCACCAUCUGGCUCUUCAAGCACCGCCGGGUGCGCUUUCUGCACGAGACCGGGCUGGCCAUGAUCUAUGGGCUCAUUGUUGGGGUGAUCCUGAGGUAUGGUACCCCUGCUACCAGUGGCCGUGACAAAUCACUCAGCUGCACUCAGGAAGACAGGGCCUUCAGUACCUUAUUAGUGAAUGUCAGCGGAAAGUUCUUCGAAUACACUCUGAAAGGAGAAAUCAGCCCUGGCAAGAUCAACAGCGUAGAGCAGAAUGAUAUGCUACGGAAGGUAACAUUCGAUCCAGAAGUAUUUUUCAACAUUCUUCUGCCUCCAAUUAUUUUUCAUGCUGGAUACAGCUUAAAGAAGAGACACUUUUUCAGAAAUCUUGGGUCUAUACUGGCCUAUGCCUUCUUGGGGACUGCUGUUUCAUGCUUCAUUAUUGGAAAUCUCAUGUAUGGUGUGGUGAAGCUCAUGAAGAUUAUGGGACAGCUCUCUGAUAAAUUUUACUACACAGAUUGUCUCUUUUUUGGAGCAAUCAUCUCUGCCACUGACCCAGUGACUGUGCUGGCAAUAUUUAAUGAAUUGCAUGCAGACGUGGAUCUUUACGCACUUCUUUUUGGAGAGAGUGUCCUAAAUGAUGCCGUUGCCAUUGUACUGUCCUCGUCUAUUGUUGCCUACCAGCCAGCAGGACUGAACACUCAUGCCUUUGAUGCUGCUGCCUUUUUUAAGUCAGUUGGCAUUUUUCUAGGUAUAUUUAGUGGCUCUUUUACCAUGGGAGCUGUGACUGGUGUUGUGACUGCUCUAGUGACUAAGUUUACCAAACUGCACUGCUUCCCCCUGCUGGAGACAGCGCUCUUCUUCCUCAUGUCCUGGAGCACGUUUCUUUUGGCAGAAGCCUGCGGAUUUACAGGUGUUGUAGCUGUCCUUUUCUGUGGAAUCACACAAGCUCAUUACACCUACAACAAUCUGUCGGUGGAAUCAAGAAGUCGAACCAAGCAGCUCUUUGAGGUGUUACAUUUCCUGGCAGAGAACUUCAUCUUCUCCUACAUGGGCCUGGCACUGUUUACCUUCCAGAAGCACGUUUUCAGCCCCAUUUUCAUCAUUGGCGCUUUUGUUGCCAUCUUCCUGGGCAGAGCUGCGCACAUCUACCCGCUUUCCUUCUUCCUCAACUUGGGCAGAAGGCAUAAGAUUGGCUGGAAUUUUCAACACAUGAUGAUGUUUUCAGGCCUCAGGGGAGCAAUGGCAUUUGCGUUGGCCAUCCGUGACACGGCAUCCUAUGCUCGCCAGAUGAUGUUCACGACCACCCUUCUCAUCGUGUUCUUCACCGUCUGGAUCAUUGGAGGAGGCACAACACCCAUGUUGUCAUGGCUUAACAUCAGAGUUGGCGCUGAGGAGCCCUCCGAAGAGGACCAGAAUGAACACCACUGGCAGUACUUCAGAGUUGGUGUUGACCCCGAUCAAGACCCACCACCCAACAAUGACAGCUUUCAAGUCUUACAAGGGGACGGCCCAGAUUCUGCCAGAGGAAACCGGACAAAACAGGAGAGCGCAUGGAUAUUCAGGCUGUGGUACAGCUUUGAUCACAAUUACCUGAAGCCCAUCCUUACACACAGCGGCCCCCCACUAACCACCACGCUCCCUGCCUGGUGUGGCUUGCUAGCUCGAUGUCUGACCAGUCCCCAGGUGUAUGAUAACCAAGAGCCACUGAGAGAGGAAGACUCCGAUUUCAUCCUGACCGAAGGCGACCUGACAUUGACGUACGGGGACAGCACAGUGACUGCAAAUGGCUCCUCAAGUUCGCACACCGCCUCCACGAGUCUGGAGGGCAGCCGGAGAACGAAGAGCAGCUCGGAGGAAGUGCUGGAGCGAGACCUGGGAAUGGGAGACCAGAAGGUUUCGAGCCGAGGCACCCGCCUAGUGUUUCCUCUGGAAGAUAAUGCUUGACUUUCCCCCCAAACCCUGGCACGAUGGGACUGAAGAUUUGAAAAUACAUCCAUGAACAUUUCAACAUGGAACAAAGAAUUAUAGUUCCUUCUCUGGUGAUAUCCAUAAAGAAGUAGUUAUGAAAUGUUUAAAACCAAAGGCAAAUAGUGUUAUACUCUUAUUUUUUAAUUAAUCUGAGGAAAGGAGGUAUUUAGAAACUGAUGAUGGUACCACUGCAAAAAGCAUUCAACUUUUUUUUUUUUUUUGAGAUGGAGUUUUGCUCUUGUCGCCCAGG